Molecule: messenger RNA, 2058 nt
Organism: Myotis daubentonii (Daubenton's bat)
Lineage: Eukaryota; Metazoa; Chordata; Mammalia; Chiroptera; Vespertilionidae
Gene: FEV
Product: FEV transcription factor, ETS family member
Biological process (GO): regulation of transcription by RNA polymerase II; cell differentiation
Cellular component (GO): nucleus
Molecular function (GO): sequence-specific DNA binding; DNA-binding transcription factor activity, RNA polymerase II-specific
Source: RefSeq, a predicted model, not a curated record
UUUAAUUAAAACGGAAAUUGCGGCCCCUGCCCGCGCCGGGGGCCGCAGGGUUCCAAGCUGCCUGGUAGCUGGGAGCGUGGCUCCAGGACCCCCUCCAUCCCCGCUUCACCCGGCCAGCCCCCUCCCUCCAGGCCCUGCCGGACCUGGCGCUGUCUUCAUCUCCCAAGUACCCGCGGUCGCAUCGGGCGGGGAUCAGUACCCCAGAGCGCAAAGCCUGACGCGUCCCCCCUCUUUCACCCCCCCCCCCAACCUCCCACCACCCAGCCUCGGGCGGCGAUGAGACAGAGCGGCGCCUCCCAGCCCCUGCUGAUCAACAUGUACCUGCCAGAUCCGGUCGGAGACGGUCUCUUCAAGGAGGGGAAGAGCCCGGGGUGGGGGCCGCUGAGCCCUGCGGUACAAAAAGGCAGUGGGCAGAUCCAGCUGUGGCAGUUUUUGCUGGAGCUGCUGGCGGACCGUGCCAACGCAGGCUGCAUCGCGUGGGAGGGUGGCCACGGCGAGUUCAAGCUCACGGACCCCGACGAGGUGGCGCGGCGCUGGGGCGAGCGCAAGAGCAAGCCCAACAUGAACUACGACAAGCUGAGCCGCGCGCUGCGCUACUACUACGACAAAAACAUCAUGAGCAAGGUGCACGGCAAGCGCUACGCUUACCGCUUCGAUUUCCAGGGCUUAGCGCAGGCCUGCCAGCCGCCCCCGACGCACGCCCAGGCCGCCGCCGCCGCCGCUGCAGCGGCUGCCGCAGCCCAGGACGGCGCACUCUACAAGCUGCCGGCCGGCCUGGCCCCGCUGCCCUUCCCCGGCCUCUCCAAACUCAACCUCAUGGCCGCCUCUGCCGGCGUCGCGCCCACCGGCUUCUCCUACUGGCCGGGCCCGGGCCCCGCCGCCACCGCCACCGCUGCGCUCUACCCCAGCCCGGGUUUGCAGCCCCCGCCCGGGCCCUUCGGCGCGGUAGCCGCCGCCUCGCACUUGGGGGGCCAUUACCACUAGACCGGCGGCGGGGUGGCGCGAGGCCUCUCCCAGAAGCCCAGGCCCGCGCUCAGUCCCAUCUACGUCCUGGGGAGGAGUCCCCACGCCUCCCCACCGUUCCUUUGACUUCAGAUUUGACUCCAUUCGCCGCACCCAGCCCUGGGGGAAAGGAUCUGAAACCGUCUCAAUCUUCCUUUAACGGCUGAUUCCCCUCACCCACCUCCCAACCCCUAGGGGAGGGUGACUGUGUCCCCCCACUUCCUCUAACUUCCAUCUUCUUCUAGACCUCAGAUCCCUGACGGGAGGUUUUCGGCUUUCCCUGUUGUUUCCUCUCAUCCACCUGUGCUUAGGCCUGGCUCCGGCAAGCCCCCUCCAUUAAGACCCCUCUCUUUUGAAUUCCAAAUCUUUUUUUCAUAUUUUCUCUUCCCCAUGGAGCUGCCCGACCCCAGUAGGGUGGAGGCCUCUCACAGUCCACCUUCUCCUCCUGGGCACUUCAGCAGGCUUGGUCAGGGCCACUGCCCCCAUGACUUCCCUACGCGCUUUGGGGCCCCUCCCUCCCACCUCUAUUCUCUCGGCUGGACAGGCCUGGUGUGUUUCUAUUCCCUUCCAGACCCAUUAAAGCUCCCAAGUUCUCUGCUGCCUCCUCUCUCAAUUCCUUGCUUCACCAGAACCUUGUUUCAGGGAGGAAAGAAGUGAGAUGCCCAGCGUAGGCCUGAGCAGAAAGGCCUGCCAAAGAAGAGCUGGAGAGAGCCAGGGCAAAGAGGCUGGGGUGCUUGCUACUGGAGGGGAGGGAGGAGCCCAUGGUGAUGGGCCCAGCCAAGAGGGAGGCGCCAUGUUCCAGAUACACCCCCCCCCCCCACACACACACUCACCUUGCAGCCGACCUCAGUCUGCCUCACCCUGCCUUCCACCCACACCUUCACCCUACUUUAUGCCAAUCUCAUCCCAACACACAUGGUCAUCUCACCGUUUCCCAUUUCACCCAUCCUUCACCUGCCCCUCAUCUCAUCCUAACCUCCAUCCUACUUCGUCUCAUCUCCACACAACACAAACUCAACCUUUCCUCAGUCUCCCAUUUCAUCCACUUCUAACUCU